UACUCAUUGUUACAACCGUGCGCUGUACGUAUCCUGACUUCAACUUUGCUUUUGUUCUCUAGGGUGAAUAACUGCAUUGGAUUUUCUAACUACAAAUUCUUUCUACUGUUCUUAGCCUAUUCUUUGUUGUAUUGCUUGUAUAUUGCUGCAACAGUCUUCAAGUAUUUCAUUAAGUACUGGACAGGUGAACUGACUAAUGGACGUUCCAAAUUCCACGUCCUUUUCCUCCUCUUUGUGGCGGUCAUGUUCUUCGUAAGCCUAAUGUUUCUGUUUGGCUACCAUUGUUGGCUCGUUAGUAGAAACAGAUCUACUUUAGAGGCUUUCUCAGCUCCAGUGUUUCAAAAUGGCCCAGAUAAAAAUGGAUUCAAUCUUGGCUUUGUAAAGAAUCUUCAGCAAGUGUUUGGAGAAGAAAAAAAGCUCUGGUUACUACCUAUUGCCUCUAGCCAGGGCGAUGGACAUUUUUUCCCAAUGAGAGCUUUGUGUGAAGCUCAGAAUCCUCUCCUAGCAAAUGAAGAGCAAUGGGAAGAUGAUGGAAUAGAUGAAGAGCCUCAUGAUUCUGGUGAAGCUUCAUCCCUUGCCAUAGAAAGGGAGACAUAGCAGUUUGAAAAUGCGGCAGUAUGAAGCUUGCUCAGAAAGCUUCCCUCUCAGGAGUCGACAUCCCUUCUCUUGGCAUGGACUUCAGUUUUGAGGGGCAGAAAACAAGUGGAUCUUCAAGAUGAGAAAACAUCACGAAGUAUCGUCUGAUUGGAAUCUGCAUUCUAGAGUGCUUCUCCAGAAAUCCUGCUAUCCAGAUGUUCCAAGGCUUUAUAAGUUUAAGUUACAGAGCGAACAGAACAGUUUUAUAGAGUGAUUCUGGCCAAUCUUCUUUGGCCUGCUCUCUUUAUUUUAUAAAUAAUAUAUAUUUUUUAUUCCAAAUAGGUAAAAAGUAUUGAUGCGAGGGCAUUUCCAAAGGCCUUUUCAUUUUGCAGACAUCAGGGACUCGAGUUCUUGAAAUUCUUCCAAGCCAUAAUAUUCUUGGGGAUGGUAUUUAUUUUGAGACUGAUUCUCCAACCUUCUCUGACAAGCAGCAUUUUCUAAUGCGUUUAAAGUUCUAUCUGAGUCAGUUUGACUCAAUGAGAGACAGACCCACUUAAAUUUGGCACUAAAUUGAUAGUUGGAUGUAAGUAUGUUGAAAGAAAAAGUGCUGAACGUGCAUAUAUACACGUGCAGCUGUGCAUGAAAAUAAAAUAUUCACUUUGCCAGUAUCAAGAUUCAAGAAUAUUGUGGCCAUAGUUUUUUUAAAAAAAAUUUUAGGAGGGUGUAAUUGUCUUAGAGUUUGAGUUAUGGUGCCCUUUAAGCCCAGUCCUACUUGCAGGCACCUAAAAUGCAAAAGGGCACUUUAGACAGUACAGUUUGCAUUAAUUCCUAGGGCAAAAAUAUCAACUCAUUCCUGGAUCAGUGUUUGAUGGAAAUUUGUGUGGUUAUGGAGUCAGAAAGGAAGAUGUAAAUUCGAAACACGUGAGUUGGAAAUGUGCACUGAAAGUUUAGCUCCAACAGCAGCGUUUGGAGUUUACGCGCCACGAAGGCGGUUUUAGCCCCCUAAUGCUGAAGAGACAACUGAUGUAUUGCAUUUUUUCAAACUUCUUCCUAAGUAAAUGUCUUGACUGGUGGUUUAAAGGUUUUUUCAGCACUACGAGGUGAUCAGAUCUUUUCUUCGCUUCGCUCCAUUUGCAGUCAAAGGAAUGUAUCACUGUUUUUAUUCUGUGGAAUGGAACUGAGAAUUUGCUGGCAGGAUUAUACGCAUUUUUCUAGACCUGAGUCUUUUUUUAUCUGCAUGAUUCAGACCUGGCAACUCCAUCACUCAUGUUUGAAUUAGGUGCAUGCUUAAAGUAUUAGUAUACUGCCUUUAA
Pygoscelis adeliae (Adelie penguin) is the source of this 1889-nucleotide messenger RNA. RefSeq names its product palmitoyltransferase ZDHHC15-like. Gene Ontology annotation, cellular component: Golgi apparatus; endoplasmic reticulum. Gene Ontology annotation, molecular function: protein-cysteine S-palmitoyltransferase activity. The transcript has 6 exons. Gene Ontology annotation, biological process: protein targeting to membrane; peptidyl-L-cysteine S-palmitoylation; synaptic vesicle maturation. NCBI's taxonomy places the organism in Eukaryota, Metazoa, Chordata, Aves, Sphenisciformes, Spheniscidae. The record is from RefSeq and is a predicted model, not a curated record. The annotation marks the transcript as partial.